AUGACAGAUGUGCGAUACUUGAGAAGCGUAUUUAUUUGCCGAUGAACAGAGGAUCGAUCAGUUUCAAGUGUACGGCGUGAGAGGAAGAGGAAGUAGAGUAAGUCCGCAACAAAAAGUACAAAGUGUCGAAUGAAUGUGUUACUCGAGGUAACGUCGACGAACUCGAUUUCUUGAGAAAGAAGAAAAAAAAGAAAAUUUAUUUCUUCUAAUUAUGACACACUUAUUCGAAUUGAUCGUUUGUUUCGCAGUUUUCUGAUUGAUUUGGAGUUAGCUUUGGAAAAACGAAUAUAUUUCCAGUUGUAAAAUCAUUGAAAAUCGGGGAAUAUAGUCGACGAGUUUUAUCGGUUAUUAGUGGAUACCCGUCCGUAAUUAAUAAAGUUCGAUGACGCCUCGUGCCGAACGAGCGCGGCUCGGUUUCAUUUUCAAACGAGCACGAGGCUGCGUUUCCCGUUCGUUUCUAUCCCCUCCUCCCCCUUGAAUUCUCUGAUACCCUCGGUUAUAGGAUCCUUUCGCCGUAACUUCGCCCAUAGUCGAACGAACUUCCGAACUCGUUUCUCCGGGCUUCAAUUCCGUUUCUCUGUUAGCCAAGCGGGCACGUUGCGUGGGUAUUCCUCCCAGUAUUUUCAAUACGAGCAAACCCGAGAAAAUCGGUGCUCGAGUUUCCUCAAAAAUCUGAUAUACUACGCGUUUGAACAUUCCACUUUUUUAAAUCAUCCAGCUCGUAGUGAAUGAUCAAACUAUUCGUGCAACUUUUUCGCAACUUUUGUAAAAAUAUAGAUAUAUACCUGAGCAUUAUUUUUCGAUAAAUUUAUAAUAUUCGCUACAAAAUUUUCGUAAUUUCUCUACAAUCUUUCCUUCCAAGGAAAUUAUGUCGAUUUGAGUUCGCAAAAUUUUGGAUUCCUUUUUCUUUAUCUUUGUUCUACAAACUUUUUGUUAAAACGAGAAGUCGCUUUCAUUAUCGAAAUUUGCAUGAAAUUUUCAGUGUAUUCGACUGCUUGAAAAUAUUUAUGUUUCUUCGUUAAUUCAGGUUACGUUUCUUUGACACUUUUCCAAUAAUAUCACGCAAACUCUGUCACACUCAAGAGUACUUUCUUUCGGCGAUCAUGACGAAAAGUCACUGAAAAUAUUGCAUGCACAGUGGUUUGUUCGAACCGCAUUGCAAUUUUCCUACUGAAUGAGAUAUUUUUGAAAUCUCUUUCACUCCAUAUUGUCGUUUCCUUCAUCUAAUCACGUCCUCGGGUCCGGAAGGGUUAAAAAAAUCAUUCCGAGUAGUAUGUAAAUUCAAAUUUCUUCCAGACGAGCGUCACUCUAACGCGCUCGGAACACGAUCACGAGCUGAAAACCACGAAGUUCAAGUUGUUCGGCCACGACCCUUGUCCGGGACGUUACUCGACCAGGAAGGAAAAGUACAAGCACAGGAGGAGCGUUCCACGAUUAAUCAGGAUUAGCCAAAGAACCGACCCUUAA
This is a messenger RNA of Heterotrigona itama, 1467 nucleotides long. The record is from the annotation of a GenBank genome assembly. Lineage: Eukaryota; Metazoa; Arthropoda; Insecta; Hymenoptera; Apidae.